Molecule: messenger RNA, 2534 nt
Organism: Papaver somniferum (opium poppy)
Lineage: Eukaryota; Viridiplantae; Streptophyta; Magnoliopsida; Ranunculales; Papaveraceae
Product: exonuclease 1-like
Exons: 14
Coding region: 157-2283 (708 amino acids)
Molecular function (GO): DNA binding; 5'-flap endonuclease activity; 5'-3' DNA exonuclease activity
Source: RefSeq, a predicted model, not a curated record
CGCGGGAUUAAGACUAUUCGAGUUUCGCCUUUCCCGCCCUUUACCCCUUCUCUCUCUCUUCCAAGCAAAUUAAAUUAGGGUUUUCAUUUUGGUAUCACACCAAGCUCAUCUCGAUAGCAAAGAGGCACCGGGAGAGAAAGAGGAGGAGGAAUCACAAUGGGGAUUACAGGUCUUCUACCUCGACUCAAAUCAAUCAUGGUUCCCAUCCAUAUAAAAGACUUGCGUGGCUGUUCUGUAGCCAUAGAUACAUAUUCCUGGCUUCACAAAGGGGCAUUAUCUUGCAGCAAAGAGCUUUGUAAAUCAGAACCCACUUCCAGGCAUAUCGCUUACUGCAUGCAUAGAGUGAACUUGCUUCGGCAUUAUGGUGUCAAGCCUAUACUUGUCUUCGAUGGAGGAAAUCUACCUAUGAAGUGUGAAGAAGAGGCCAAGCGUUCUAGAUCGAGGAAGGAAAACCUUGAGCGGGCUAUGGAGCAUGAGUCAAUGGGAAACUCUGCUGCUGCUUAUGAAUGCUACCAAAAAGCAGUCGACAUCUCCCCCGCGAUUGCCAAUGAACUCAUCCAGGUAUUAAAGCAGGAAAAUAUUGAUUUUGUUGUCGCUCCUUAUGAGGCUGAUGCUCAGAUGGCCUUCUUGGCUCUUAGUAAACAAGUGGAUGCAGUCAUUACUGAAGAUUCCGAUCUGAUUCCAUUUGGAUGUCCCAGAAUUAUCUUCAAAAUGGAUAAAUUUGGGCAAGGUGUUCAGUAUCAAUCUUCCCUGCUACAAAAGAGUAAGGAGCUGAAUUUGAGUGGAUUUACUCAGCAGAUGGUUCUUGAGAUGUGCAUCUUAAGUGGUUGUGACUAUCUGCCGUCAUUACCAGGAAUGGGUCUAAUAAAGGCUCAUGCACUUAUUUGCAAGUUCAAAAGCUAUGAAAAGGUGAUUAAGCAUUUGAAGUAUAGUACUGUUGCAGUUCCUCCUCUUUAUGAAGAAUCAUUUAAGAAAGCGUUAUGGACUUUCCAGCACCAAAGAGUUUAUGACCCUAGAGUUGAAGACAUUGUACACCUGUCAGAAAUUUGCCAGUAUCUUGGCGAAGAUUUAGAAUAUUUAGGCCCAAUGUUACCCCAAGAUACGGCUAAAGGCAUAGCAAGAGGUUAUCUUGAUGCAAUCACUAAGAUGCCAUUCCAGGGAAUUGCUCUUAAUGGACUCGCGGUUGAUAGGAAUUACAAACCCAAAGGUUCUAAAUCUGAAAGAGAAAGGAAAAAAGUAGAGUUGCCUAUACAGAAGAAUGUCCUUACUAACUAUUUUUGCUCAGCAUCUGCUGAAGCAAAAAGGGGAUUUAAGGUGCCUCAAAUUAUAUCUACGAAUUUGGGUCUAUCAGAAGAAUCUACUUCUCCUAGCUCUGAAGAAAAUGCUUCUCAGGAACCUACUUCUUUAAGCAUGAACUCCUCGCAGUCCAACAUAUUUGGUUCCUCUAGUCCCAAAGAUUAUUUGGAAGUUAUUUUUCCCACCGAAACAGCUCAGUUUUUGGACUCUCCUUGUUAUAGUAAAACUCCACUUACUAUACCAGCAGAGUUAAACAUCAUUAAUAACAGUUCAGAUUCUUCAGAACAUUCUCUGUCAUUUCACCAACCGAAGCAAUCACUGUACAGACCUUGUACGACGUUGCACAAGGAGCCACAAUGCAAGAUUGAUUUAGAUCAAGCUGGAGAGAAAACUAGACAAGCCAGCCGCAAGGUCAUUGUGAGGAGUUCCUAUUUUCAGCACAAGUCACCAAAAGAUGAUGCUGUUGACAAUGGAAAACCUGUUUUUUUGGACGAUGAGGGCAAUUAUGUUUCUUGUGACAAAAAUGUUUCUGAAAGUGGAACAAAUGGGAUCAAUUUUCCUGAGAGUUCCUGUAAGAAGAGGUCAUCAAUAUCGACUGAGAGGACAAAAAUUGAUAAUGUAGACAUGAAGCGUGCUCGGAAUGGCGCAUUUCUUUCCUCUGAAAGUGAUGUGAUUCCUGAUCUCGACUCAAAAUCUAUGGAGAACAAUGAUAAAGGAAGUUUUGGUUGCAACAUUUCCCAUAUUAGUCACUUUUCUGAUGUAGCAGAGAAAUCAAUGGAGCGAUUUAUGUCAGUUAUCUCUUCAUUCAAUUAUACCUCAUCUGGCUCUCGAGCCAGUGGUCUCCGCGCCCCUCUAAAAGAUGUGCGGAACACAUUAGCAGCGAGGUCAAGCAUUUCUCUGAAAGAUAUAGAUGAUUUUGCUUAUGUACCCAAGAAUAAGAAGAUUGCUCGUGUGUCUCCACAGACUAAGUUUGAGCACCAUAGCUAAGUAGUUCUAUGAUAGUCAGCAAAAUAUUCUUUACACAGCUUAAACAGGUAGCAAAAGCUCCCUUGUUUUCGUGGAGGAACUUCACAAUUUUGGAGUCGUUAAUGGAUUUGACCUGUUCAGAUGAUCCUUGUAAGCUGAGUUGUACAUUUUGUUCAUCUAUGGUUUGUUGUUUUUGUUGUUUCUCCUUUGUGAAACCUUAUACUUGAAAUGUAUCUUUGCAAAUCAAUAGAACUGUAUCUUAAUUCUGUCUA